AGUCAAGUCGUGCUGGACUGGCGCGAUAUCCUCGCACGGUUCACAACUCCAAAGAAGAGCGACCCUCGCCUCCAAUCAUGCUUUUUAAAUGAUGGACCAUGCUUUUUUUAAAAGUUGACCAGGGAUUUCUCGUCGUGGGGUGUUUGCGAGGCAUGGCUCUCAUUUUAACUUGCUUCCUCCUGUCAUGUUUUAGUGCGAGCGGUGUUCGGGGGAGUCAGAACGGUGACACCAGCAUCUAUUUGGAUAACAUCACGCGUAUAUUGGACCGAUUAUUGGAUGGCUAUGACAACAGACUGCGACCUGGAUUUGGAGGUCCGGUCACAGAGGUUAAAACCGACAUCUUUGUCACCAGCUUUGGACCAGUGUCAGAUGUCGAGAUGGAAUACACCAUGGACGUGUUCUUUCGUCAGACGUGGAUCGACGAGCGGUUGAAGUUCGAGGGCCCCAUUGAGAUCCUGCGGCUCAACAACCUGAUGGUCAGCAAGAUCUGGACGCCGGACACCUUUUUCCGGAAUGGCAAGAGGUCGAUCUCUCACAACAUGACCACCCCCAACAAGCUGUUCCGCAUCAUGCAGAACGGAACCAUCCUGUACACCAUGAGAUUAACUAUAAAUGCAGAGUGCCCGAUGCGUCUGAUGAACUUCCCGAUGGACGGCCACGCCUGCCCGCUCAAGUUUGGGAGUUAUGCUUACCCCAUCAGUGAGAUCGUGUACACGUGGAAGAAAGGUCCUCUCUCCUCCGUCGAGGUGCCACAGGAGUCCUCCAGUCUGCUGCAGUACGACCUGAUUGGUCAGACGGUGUCGAGCGAGAUGCUUAAGUCCAACACAGGUGAAUACGUCAUCAUGACGGUCCACUUCCACCUGCAGAGGAAGAUGGGCUUCUUCCUGAUCCAGACCUACAUUCCCUGUAUCAUGACCGUGAUCUUGGCCCAAGUCUCCUUCUGGAUUAACAAGGAAUCAGUUCCAGCUCGGACUGUGUUCGGUAUCACCACCGUCUUGACCAUGACGACGCUCAGUAUCAGCGCCCGCCACUCCCUCCCCAAAGUUUCCUACGCCACCGCCAUGGACUGGUUCAUCGCCGUUUGCUUUGCCUUCGUCUUCUCCGCCCUGAUUGAGUUUGCGGCCGUCAACUACUUCUCCACCCUGCAAGCCAACAGGGAGCUGCGGAAGGCAGCCGCUAUGAAGGUGGCGGCUCAGGAGGCGGCGGCGGCUGCAGCUGCGGCGCCGCCUCCGGCCACGGGGACCAAUGGAGAAGAUUCCUCGGUGGAUGCCUCUAGUGUGCUGAAGAAGAGGAUGAACUCCAAUCCGCUGUUCGACCGCCCGGCCAAAACGUUUCCCAACCCACCGGUCAAUGCCCAGGCCUUCCUGCAGCAGGGCUCAGCUGUACCGGACAACAACAUGCUGACCGGCACCAGCAUCAUCGACAAAUACUCCCGCAUCCUCUUCCCCCUUUCGUUCGGCGCGUUCAACCUGGUCUACUGGAUCGUGUAUCUCACCAAGGACACCAUGGAGUUGUCCAGGUGAACAGAUGGCACGGUUCUUACAACCGAUUCCAGCAUUUGCUUUCUUGUACACGAAGCACACGAAGGGCGGUGUUCAUUGCGUAAGUCAGAUGGCGAAUGGCGUGACUGUUUCUGUGCAACUACCUCCUUACAGAAUAUAAUUAGUUUGUUUAAAUCUCGCACAACCUCAGGCAGGAUACAGUGAAACAUAUGCACACCUUCUGCACGUGUGUGUACAUUAGAUAGCUUCAUUAUAACCCAUUAUUCCAAUAGGAAGACUUAGUUAAGAACAGCCAGUAUGUUCAGGAACCUAGCAGAUGGGUUGAUUCUGACAAUUGGGUGAAAUGAAACAGAGGCAGACUUUUAACUCCUAAAGAGUUUGUUUAACAAGAGUAACUGUGAUCAUCUAAAGCUCAAUGAAAUAGCAGAUUGGUGCCAUAAAAUUAAAUAGAGUCUGCAAAGCUUAUUGACACAGUUGGAUAUGGAUGUUGAUGAGUUCAUAAAAUCUUGUGGAAGCUUAUUAUUUAACAAAAUAACUGUGAAUUGUUAAAGGAGGGAAAAGCAGGACUUAUGUAAUCAGUGAAAGCCUAUAUACAUAUACAUAUAUAUUUCAGUUUGUGUACAAGUGCUUUGGGGCAAAAAAGAUCACAUCACAUACUGUGUGUUUGACUGAUCCUGAGUGUAUUAUAUGUGUAGAUUCUGAGCACAAGAAUCAAUAAUU
Molecule: messenger RNA, 2222 nt
Organism: Pleuronectes platessa (European plaice)
Lineage: Eukaryota; Metazoa; Chordata; Actinopteri; Pleuronectiformes; Pleuronectidae
Gene: gabra6b
Product: gamma-aminobutyric acid type A receptor subunit alpha6b
Exons: 9
Coding region: 99-1523 (474 amino acids)
Biological process (GO): monoatomic ion transmembrane transport; regulation of postsynaptic membrane potential; gamma-aminobutyric acid signaling pathway
Cellular component (GO): synapse; neuron projection; postsynapse
Molecular function (GO): GABA-gated chloride ion channel activity; GABA-A receptor activity; transmitter-gated monoatomic ion channel activity involved in regulation of postsynaptic membrane potential
Source: RefSeq, a predicted model, not a curated record